CCUCCGUUGGUGAGAGUAGCACUGUUAAACACUCAGCCUCUCAAUCUGCUUUUGCUUGCCUACCUUCCUGCCAGGAAAUAGCUUUAAAUCCAGGAUUCCCACAAUCCAUACCUAAUUUCAGAGUGGUAUGGUGGUAUCCUCCAUGUGGAACAACCUUCUGUGCUGUGGCUUGAGCAGACAGAUUAAGGCCACCGUGUUCUCACACUUGAUACUGUUUAUUCUCCCUUGAUGUGUUUCAGCAUCUUGAGUUCUUGUAUUCUAGUACCUGUCCACGUCAUUCCUCUAAAGAAUCUGCAAUGAGCUUAUGCUGUCAUAUUUCUUUAGUGUGGAACAAAAACAUAGUGAUGACAAUCCUGAGUGUGGAUUGAUUUGGGAUAAAGGCUGAAGUGAGUAAAUGUAUCUGCCUGUUUCCCUUGGAGUCUAUCUUUCAAGCUACAUAUUUAAACUGCCCUACCUAAGAAACCAGUCUCAACCUUAGAUCUUGUGCGCCAUCUCUCAUCAAAUAAUGGCUCCAUGCGAGACAGAUUAAGAACUUCAAUUCCUUCUUACAUUUCUUAUUUGGCACAGAAUAUUCCACACAGAUAAGAUGAUAAAUUCAUUCUCAUUUUCUUCUCUUAGGAUGUUGUUGCAAGGUCUCUCUGGGAGAUCUGCAUUGGUAGAAAAAAUACAGCCUUAGCGCUGUGCCAGGGUUUUUCUUUUGUUUGUUUGUUUGUGAUAUUGCUGAGAAACUAUCAGUAUGGUUUCCCAGUUACCUCCAAAAAAUACUUCAUGGAUUAUAUAAUGUCUGCAGGUGGCUCUGUGGCAUACCAGAUGUGCAUUUUCCCUUGAAGGCAUGUGAAGUCUCAUUCUCUUACUAUAAAGUGGAUUAACUUGAGAGUAAACUUGUCACCUAGCACUACCUGGGCUCAUUCAAGGCAUUAAGGAAUUGUUGUCUGUAUUUGAAGACAGAUGCUGUGAAAAGCAAGGGUAUAAUUUCAAACUUCUUUACAUUAGAACUGCAGAAGAACAGGAAAGGACAAAUUGCAAGCAUAAAUGCUCUGCACAGGAAUUUUCCCCAUGUUGUCCUCAUGCCACAGGCAUUUUUGGUCCCUAGAAUGUGCUUUUUACAUAGAAAGGAAGAAUAUUAAAGUUUUUUAUGACAAUGUCAUAUAUAAACAGAUUUAGCUUGGUGACUCUGACCUCCUAACUUCCAGCUGGGGAAGGCUUACUGAAAAAAAAAAAGAGAUAUUGACUGAAAAGCUUCUUUCUUCAGCGUGCCUCUUAAGUAUUUGAAACUCUGAGAAGUCAGAACAUCCUGUCUGUCAGCCUUUCUAUGAUAUAUUCAGAAAUUUAGAACCAGUCACAAUAGAGAACAGGGACAAAUGUUCUCUCGCUUUCAAAUUGUACGACAGGAGUUGCUACCAGAAGGUGUUAAUGGGCUUUUUUUGUUUUUGAUUAUUUGUAGGGGUCUGUGGUGGGUUGGUUUGUUCCUUUCUUUGUUUGUUUUUAAGAAAUUGAGUGAAUUUUACUUUCAGAAGGUUAAGAACUAAUAGUAGUAUUUGAAACAAAGUAUAAUGUAAGAGAACUUUGAGAUCUUUUCCAGCUGUUUCUGCUGGUAGCUUGCAUUCCUACCAAGUACUCUAGGAUCUCACCUGAUGAAAGACUGCUGUUUAUUUUCUAAACUUAGUAUAGUUUUGUAAAAAAAAAAAAAAACAACUUCACAAAUGUUUAAGAUACAUUGAGAAUUUUCAAAAUAUUUUCCGGGUGAAGAAUAUUUCUUGGAAAGUGAUGAAAUGGAUCAAGCUGAAAGUUGAAAUUUACCCAUUUCAUGUGCAUUUGUUUGAUCCAGUCUUUUUGCAUGUUGGCAGGCUGUUAAACUGGCAGGGGGCUAUGGUGGUGCAGUUCUACAGCAUGAUGGCCCUGCCAGGUCUAGGCAGAGAGACUUGAUUUCUUUGGCUAUGAGUCGUCAUCGAGAGCUGCAGGAAAAGAAGCAUAGCCUCUGGCUUAAAGCUUGAAUGGAGAUGGAGUUUUUCACUGUGCUGCACUCUGAGGGUGACAGAAUUUGAAGCUGAUGACUAACAGUAUACCAACAUCACAUCUCUAUCAUAAUUCUGAAUGCAUCAAAAUCGUAACACUCCCCGUGCUUUGGCUAGCCCUGCUGUGUGUUGUCCAACUCCUCUGUGCCUCUCCUCUCAUCCCUGUGUCUGCUGUAGCCUUUGUGCAGUCUGCUUUCCAGUUGUGGGAACAUAGAGGGGUGGAGGGAGGAUGUCUGUCUGUCUAUCAGAAGGCGCAGACCAGAGCACUGUGGAACGGGUAGGAGUUAUGGGCCUGGGGAAUAGGGUGAAGGCGGCUGACUGCUGUGACUGGACAGCCAGUAGAAGCCAGUAGGACAGCCUCCUGCGAAAGAGGAAGAGAGCCUUAAGACUGCCUUGUAUAUAUAAUAAGUAGAAUAAGAAGAUGCUGCCAAUUCCAGCUUCACAAAAGCCUGCCACCCUGUGUUAAAAAACAAUUAAUGUCAUGAUAUUUGUUGGAAUAUUGUGAUUUUAUACCUGUGUGCCAUAAGUCAAUGUAAUGGUAUUGCUAUUGACGACUGGAAUUCGUAUUUCCUGACUAAUGCUCCUGCUUAGUGGGUGUGAAAGUGAAUGCCUUUUCUAUAAACACACUUAACACACUUGACCUGUCUAUAAUCUUUAUUUGACCUAUACCUUAGGCCAGAAAGCUGUGUUUUCGUGGAAUCAUAGAAUGGUUUGGGUUGGAAGAGACCUUUCAAGAUCAUCUAGUGUCGUGUCAUCCCCCCCCUGCAAAGAGCAGGGACAUCUUGAACAACAUCAGGUGGCUCAGGGCCCUGUCCAGUGUGACCUUGAAUGUUUCUAUGGAUGCGGCAUCCACCUCCUCUCUGGGCAACCUCUUCCAGUGCCCCACCACCCUCACAGUUAUUGCACUUAAGAAUGAACAUUGAAGACAAGCUGGGAGGAUUAUUUCUUAAAUGUGGUGGCAUAGACCAAAUGCAGUCAUCCAGGGCUAUGGUAGGGAUGGGUGCAGUAUCUGACCAGUCUGGAGUGUCGGGAGAACGGCAAGAGGCAGUGCUUCAAGAUCGGACUAUGGCACACCAAGAAAUUCUUGCAGCAGAUGAAGUGUUACAGGAGAGUGAACUUCGACAGCAAGAGAUGAUUUCACAUGAUGAACUCAUGGUCCAUGAGGAGACGGUAAAAAAUGAUGAUGACAUCGAUACGCAAGAUAGACUUCCUCAAGGGCUGCAGUAUGCUGUUAAUGUCCCUAUCAGUGUAAAGCAAGAAAUUACCUUUACUGAUGCAUCUGAACAACAGAAACGAGACAAAAAACAAAUACGAGAGCCAGUAGAUUUGCAGAAAAAGAAGAAAAGAAAACAGCGUUCACCAGCAAAAAUCCUUACAAUAAAUGAGGAUGGAUCACUUGGUCUGAAAACCCACAAAUCUCAUGUUUGUGAGCAUUGCAAUGCUGCCUUUAGAACCAACUACCAUUUACAGAGACAUGUCUUCAUUCAUACAGGUGAAAAACCAUUUCAGUGCAGUCAGUGCGACAUGCGUUUCAUACAGAAGUACCUGCUACAGAGGCAUGAGAAGAUUCAUACUGGUGAAAAGCCAUUUCGUUGUGAUGAAUGUGGUAUGAGGUUUAUUCAGAAGUAUCACAUGGAAAGGCACAAAAGAACGCAUAGUGGAGAGAAGCCUUACCAGUGUGAAUAUUGUUUGCAGUAUUUCUCCAGGACCGAUCGUGUGCUGAAACAUAAACGUAUGUGCCAUGAGAACCGCGAUAAGAAACCGAACAGAAGUGCCACCAAAGUUGGCUUCUUGCCAUCAGAGGAAGAUUCUGGUUUCUCUACGCCUAUGAAAGACAGCUCCUUGCCAAAGAAGAAAAGGCAGAAAACAGAGAAAACAAAAUCUGGGGAUAAGGAAAGUGCAGAUAAAUUGGAACAGAAGAAGGACAAAAAUGACUAUUUGCCGUUGUACUCUUCCAGUACUAAAGUAAAAGAUGAAUAUAUGGUAGCGGAAUAUGCUGUUGAGAUGCCACAUUCUUCGGUCAGUGGAACGCACUUAGAAGAAGCAAACUCUGGAGAAAUACACCCACCUAAGCUUGUUCUCAAAAAAGUUAACAGCAAGAGGAGUCUGAAACAGCCACUUGAGCAAAGUCAAACCAUUUCACCCUUAUCUACAUAUGAAGACAACAAGGUUUCAAAGUAUGCCUUUGAUCUUGUGGAUAAGCAAAGUUUACUGGACUCUGAAGGUAAUGCUGACAUUGAUCAAGUCGACACAUUACAGGAGGGGCCCAGUAAGCCUGUACACAGCAGCACUAAUUAUGAUGAUGCAAUGCAAUUUUUAAAGAAAAAGAGGUAUCUACAAGCAGCUAGUAAUAACAGUAGAGAAUAUGCCUUGAAUGUAAGUACCAUAGCAUCUCAACCUUCAGUAACGCAGGCAGCUGUGGCCAGCGUCAUUGAUGAAACUGCUACAGCCUCAAUAUUAGACACACAGGCACUGAAUGUUGAAAUUAAAGGUAACCAUGACAAAAAUGUCAUUCCGGAUGAGGUACUGCAGACUCUGCUAGAUCAUUAUUCACACAAGGCUAAUGGACAACAUGAGAUAUCUUUCAGUGUGGCUGACACUGAGGUGACUUCGAGUAUAUCAAUCAAUUCUUCUGAAGUAUCUGAGGUCACCCAAUCUGAGACAGUUGGAACAAGCUCUCAAGCCUCCUCAUCAGAUAAAGCUAGUAUGUUACAAGAAUAUUCAAAGUUUCUACAACAAGCUUUGGACAGAACUAGCCAAAAUGAUGCCUAUUUGAACAACCCGAGCCUUAAUUUUGUGACUGAUAACCAGACUCUUACAACCCAGCCAGCAUUUCCUUCCAUGGAGAAGGUCUACACGUCUAUACCCGUCAAUAGCUUUCGAUCGGGAAUGAACUCUCCGUUAAGAACAACUCCAGACAAGUCUCAUUUUGGACUAAUUGUUGGUGAUUCGCAGCACCCUUUUCCCUUUUCAGGUGAUGAGGCAAAUCAUUCUUCUUCCUCCUCUACACAGGACUUCUUGGAUCAAGUAACUUCUCAGAAGAAAGCAGAGGCACAGCCUGUUCAUCAAGCAUAUCAAAUUAGCUCCUUUGAGCAGCCCUUUAGAGCUCAAUACCAUGGGGCAAGAGCUGGAAUAUCAUCUCAGUUUAGCACUGCCAAUGGACAGGUGAACCUUCGGGGACCAGGGACAAGUGCUGAUUUCCCAGAAUUUCCCUUGGUGAAUGUAAACGAUAGCAGAGCUGGGAUGACUUCUUCACCUGAUGCCACAACAGGCCAGACUUUUGGCUGAGAAACCUUUGUAAAUAAUACUGGCACUUUAGAACACAUUUGUCAAAAGGGGGUUGCUCUGUAUAAGAUGGAGUUCUGUACAGCUUUUAAGAGCGCUAUGUUAAAACAAAACUAAGCUGAUAUUAGCAAGACCAAUAACUGCUUCUUUUUUUUUUUUUUUUUCUUUUUUUUCUUUUUUGGUUAGUCAACGGUUGUUGAACUGCCUGAUGUUGGUGCCCUUAUCAAAAGCAGUUUAUUAUUCACUUGUUUGAAUCCAGAAAAUAUUUUACCUUCUAUGAAAUUUUAAAUAAACAAAAUCCCCAGGUAAGACUUUCCCCCAUGAUUGUUUCCUUACUGGUUUCCUUCUAUGCUUUGGGAGGACAGUUUAUUGUCUGACACUAUUCAUAUUGUCAUUUCUAAGCUUGUCAGCAUAGUCAUUGCUCUUCAGCAGGGAAUCAACAUGUGCUAAACACACAGAAUAAACAAUAAGGUUCAAAGUCAAGCAAAUACAGCUUUAAAAGAUGGCAUUUUCUAAAGAAAUAACCCUUUUCCCAUCUCUCUCAAAAAUAACUGUAGACCAUGUGCCCUUUUGUUUAUGCUUUGCAUUACCCUGAGUUGUGUUUGGAGGAAAAAACGAUUUCUGAUAGACUACUAUUUAAAAGUCUGAUUAAUUUAAAAUAUUUUAAACACUUUUUUUAAGCAAAAUGCCUAACUGCUAAAGCCUUUACUUCAUUCCUGAAGUAAUGUGUAUUUCUUUGUACAGCUGAAUCUAGAUGUAACAUUUUAAUGACUUUUUCAUACGCAGAUAUCAAGAUUCUGAAGUUUCAGUUAAAAUACUCUGUAGAUGACAUUCCCAAUUGCAUAAUGCUUACACAAAUUGUGUAUUCCAGGAUUUAAAAGCUUAAUUGUACUUUACCCUACAUACCCAUAAUGAUUAACAUAGAGCACUUAGUCAACUUCAUAGUUUUGAUUUCUCAAAAAAUAAUACCAUUUUUAGGUUUGAUACGGUUGCAUCAUUUUCAUCUCAUACGGUAAUUCUCUUCAGUAUACCUGAGAUUGGGUACUCUUAGCUUCUCUAAAAACCGUUCUAAUUCUCUUUCUAGAAUUUUGACAAUUCAGAUCAUUAAAUUUAUUGAAGUAUCCCUGAAAGCUGAAGAAGUGGGCAUUCAAAUUCCCUACCUUGUUAGUGUUUGCUUAGUGAAAGUCAUUACAAUUUUACCAACCAGAACCGCAGAAUAAUGCUAGUGAACAGGAUUUCUUUUUCCAGCAUAGGCGAGUGAUCAGAAGUUUUCAUUGCAUUUCACCAUAUAAAUAAACUACCAAGUUUAUCCCUGUACCAUGGAUAUGUUUUUUUGAAUAGUACUUUGUCUUGAAGUAUACAGUAUGGUACGAUAAGUAGUUCUGUGUGCAUUUUUAAGGUGGUAAUAUUUGAGUAGCAUAACUAUUGUAUAGUUUAAGUUAACAAGUUACAGAUUUUUGAACUGUAUGUUCAUUCUUUCGCACCUUCCCUAAAGGGACACUGUCUGGUAGUUUAAGGCAGUUUAAGCCUAAUUUAGGCUGAUUAACCAGGGAAAAACACACACACACAUGUAUAUAUAUAUAUAGGUAUGUAUGUAUAUGGUGGUUGUGUUUCUUUUUUAAAUAGGAUUGCAUACAUCCUUUUAUAGCACUACUGCUAGGUGGUAUCUCUCAGAUGAAGCCAUCAGCUAGGAGAAAAGACUGCGUCUCAAGGGGCUAAAAUACAUCCUUCUUUUAAAAAAGGACUUUAGAAGGUCAUACAACAGUUCCCACCUCUUCCCAAAGCAGUAGCAGUAUUUCCCUUAAUUUUCAUUACUAGGAAACUCAUCUGUCUCCUUUCCCUUAUGGUAGCACUAUUUCAGCACUUCCUUCACCUGGUACAGUUGAGGGAGAAAGUAUGUUUGUUAGCCAUAGCUUGCUUCUUAUACUGACAAGAAAUACAAUUUAUGUAAACUUCUUACGUAAUACUUUUGUAUAACAAAACAGGUUCUGGUUUGAUUCAUUGAUUCUGUGUAUAAUAUAGGAAGGUGUUUCAGCGUGCUAUGACUUGCCAGUAAUUUUGUCUGAGUAUUUGGCCCUGAGUUAUGAAGAAUGAGCAUCAAGGGAGAAAAGUAAAUUUCUUAUGGAUUAUUAAUGAUAUGUGUAAAGAAAUUUCUUUAAAGGAUAUUUUAAAACUGGUUCAUGUCUCUCUGUUUUUCUUCCUUUAUGGUCAGUUUGUUUUUUUGACUUUCCAUUCUGUGUUGCACAGACACAAUACAUCUGGCCCCAAUAUCCCUGGAAGCCACUUCUUGUAAUGCUCGUUUCGUUUUCAGUGUUUCAUUUCCAUGGCAUCCUAGCUUGUGCUGCCUGAAUAGUACUGUGUUGGCAUCUUUGUUCUAAUGACCUGUUGUUGCAAGUAGAUGGCCAUUAAUAGUACUAUUUGUUAAAUACAACAAGCAGCAAAAGCUAAAAAAAAAAAAAAAAAAC
Strigops habroptila (Kakapo) is the source of this 7765-nucleotide messenger RNA. It is a transcript of the gene ZNF148, whose product is annotated as zinc finger protein 148. The transcript has 7 exons. Gene Ontology annotation, biological process: regulation of transcription by RNA polymerase II. The record is from RefSeq and is a predicted model, not a curated record. NCBI's taxonomy places the organism in Eukaryota, Metazoa, Chordata, Aves, Psittaciformes, Psittacidae. Gene Ontology annotation, molecular function: RNA polymerase II cis-regulatory region sequence-specific DNA binding; DNA-binding transcription factor activity, RNA polymerase II-specific. Gene Ontology annotation, cellular component: nucleus. The coding region runs from base 2844 to 5303 and encodes 819 amino acids.